CCCCUCGCGGCAGCUCGGCCGCUCCCAUUGGCCGGCGGAACCGAGGGCGGCGGAUCCGCGGCUGCUGGUUGGCUGCUGGGCGCAGGCGCGGGGCAUCAUGGCGGCGCCGGGGCGGAGGAGCGUGGUGUUCGUGACGGGCAACGCCAAGAAGCUGGAGGAGGUCACUCAGAUCCUCGGGGACUCCUCUCCGUACACGCUGGUGGCGAAGAAGAUUGACCUGCCCGAGUACCAGGGGGAGCCGGACGAGAUCUCCGUGCAGAAGUGCCGUGAGGCCGCCCGGCAGAUUCGGGGUCCUGUUAUUGUAGAGGACACCUGCUUGUGCUUCAAUGCCCUGGGGGGACUUCCAGGACCGUACAUAAAAUGGUUCCUGGAAAAGCUCAAGCCAGAAGGCCUGUACAAGCUGCUGGCUGGCUUUGAGGACAAAUCUGCCUAUGCUCUUUGCACCUUUGCGUUCAGUACUGGAAACCCAGAGGAGCCCGUGAAGCUGUUCAAAGGCCAGACGCAUGGGGUGAUUGUUGAGCCCAGAGGGCCUCGAGAUUUCGGCUGGGAUCCUUGCUUUCAGCCUGACGGCUACGACCAGACCUAUGCGGAGCUGCCCAAGGCUGUGAAGAAUUCCAUCUCACACCGGUACCGCGCACUGAGCGAGCUCUCUGCCUUCUUCCUUCAGAGCAACCCCACAGAGUCCCCCUCCGUUCCCAGCUAACAUCCCCUGCCUGCAGACACUGGAUGCUGUACUCUUCAUACACAGCCCUGCGAGAUCUCGGUUCGGUCGUGUGCUCAUAUUAAAGUUACUCCCAGUGACGCCACGAA
Molecule: messenger RNA, 810 nt
Organism: Coturnix japonica (Japanese quail)
Lineage: Eukaryota; Metazoa; Chordata; Aves; Galliformes; Phasianidae
Gene: ITPA
Product: inosine triphosphatase
Biological process (GO): nucleoside triphosphate catabolic process
Cellular component (GO): cytoplasm
Molecular function (GO): nucleoside triphosphate diphosphatase activity
Source: RefSeq, a predicted model, not a curated record